Molecule: messenger RNA, 3826 nt
Organism: Dromiciops gliroides (monito del monte)
Lineage: Eukaryota; Metazoa; Chordata; Mammalia; Microbiotheria; Microbiotheriidae
Gene: PRR36
Product: proline rich 36
Exons: 6
Coding region: 182-3826 (1214 amino acids)
Source: RefSeq, a predicted model, not a curated record
GACCAGACAUCUCAUUACCCAGCCCAGGGUGGAGAGACAGAUCAGAGAGUACAAAUGUGGAGGGAUACUCAGCAUGAUGAUUGGUCUGCCCAUAAGAAAAUAGACCAAUGGAGCACUAGUCCCACCCCCAACCUGGCCGAAGCCCAGCCUGUCAGUUUCCUAGAGGACUGGAGAGGCCAGGAUGAAUACUGGAGCUAAAGCUAAAGCUGGGGGGAGUCGUCCCCUGGCUCCCCGCCUGCCCAGCUCCUCGGUGCCAGGGCCCCUUGGGGCUCCUAAAAGAUCAGGGGCAGUGCCCCCACGAGCCACUGCUGAGCCCCGAGCUGCGGUGAAGAAGUCUCCAGGGGAGCAGGCAGGAAGAGCAGCGCCUGUCCCCAAGGAGACCACAGUCCUGCCUGGGCCCGCCAGGACCAACAAGACAGGCCACAAUGUUCCUAGCACAGUGCCCAGGCAGCCUUUGGUGAGGAAAGCAGAACCAGCCCCCGGUGCUGGACGAGUUUCCAGGCAGGGGCCUCAGGGCUCCAAAGUGUCCACCCCAGCCAAGCAAGUCCGCUCUGCCCCGGCAGAGUCUGCAGCCAAGGCUAAGACACCACUAGCUUCCACCCUCACAGGACGGAACAAUGUGGCCCCAGCAGAGGCCAGGAGAGAUACCACUCGACCAGCUCAGGGAGCCCAAGUCUCAAGAGCUGGGCUCCCUGGGUCCCGUCUGGCCGCAGCCUCAGGACCCGAGCCAGGGUCUCCGCGGGCUCCCCCCAAAUCCAAGCCCCGGCCUUCCCCCCUGCCCAAGGCCACAGUCCCCAAAAGAACCCCCAAGGGCCCUGUAGACCCUGUCUCCAGCCCAGCUUCUGUGGCCAGGAGGAAGUCCAGCGAAGGUUCUUCCGGGGUUCAGUCCCGGCUCCCUGGACCCACCCGUCGCCAGGACAGCACCUCUGCUGCCUCAUUGGCCCAGCUCUCUCUUCAGGCCCCGCCCUCAAACUGCCCAAUAAUGCGGUCCAAGGGUUCCUCCCUUCCCUCCACACCCCCACCUAGCCGAAAAAAUCAGCAGGCCCCAUCUGUAGCCACACCCCCUAUACAAGCCCCUCCCCCUCCCUUGCCUACACCUCCUCCACAAUCCAAUUCCUCUCUGUCUACAUCUCCCCAGAAGGCUCCACCCUCUCCAUUAGCCACGCCCCCUAAACAAGCCACUCCCCUUUCCUUGCCCAGACCCCUUCCACAAGCCCAUUCCUCUUUGUCUACGUCUCUCCAGGAGGCCACACCCUCUCCUUCCAUGCCUACACCCCCUCCACAAGCCAAUUCCUCUGUGUCCACAUCUCCCCAGAAGGCUCCACCCUCUCCCUUGGCCACACCCCCUAUCCAAGCCCUUCCCCCUUCCUUGCCUCAACAAGCCAACUCCUCUUUGUCUACAGCUCCCUUGCAGGCCCCACCCUCUCCCUUAGCCACACCCCCUCAACAAGUCACUCCCUCUCCCUUGGCUACACCCCCUCCACAAGCCAACUCCUCUCUGUCCACAGCUCCCUUGCAGGCCCCACCCUCUCCCUUGGCCACACCUCCUAAACAAGUCACCCCCUCUCCCUUGGCCACACCCCCUCCACAAGCCAACUGCACUUUGUCAGCCUCUCCCCUGCAGGCCCCACCCUCUCCCUUGGCCACACACCCCCUACAAGCCACCCCCUCUCCCUUGGCCACACCCCCUCUACAAGCCAACUCCUUUCUGUCCACAGCUCCCCUGCAGGCCCCACCCUCUCCCAUAGCCACACCCCCGAAGCAAGCCACUCCCUCUCCCUUGGCCACACCUCCUCCACAAGCCAACUCCUCUCUGUUAGCCUCUUCCCUGCAGGCCCCACCCUCUCCCUUAGCCACACCCCCUCCACAAGCCACCCCCUCUCCCUUGGCCACAUCCCCUCUACAAGCCACCCCCUCUCCCUUGGCCACACCUCCUCCACAAGCCAAAUCCUCUCUGUCCGCAUCCCCCCAACAGGCCCCAUCCUCUCCUUUAGCCACAGGUCCUCUCCAGACCCAUCCUUCUCCCUCAGUCACACCUCCUCCUCAGGCUUCUCCCUCUCCAGCCACAGCCCCUCAACAGGCCCCACCUUCUCCUUCCUUAGCCACACCCUCCCUCCUGGCCCCAUCCCCUACAGUCACACCUCCACAGGCCCCUUUCUCUCCUUUGGCCACACACGUUCAAGAUAUUCUCAUUCCUUCAACCACUUCCACACUUCAAGAUCUGAUGGCUCCUUUAUCCACACCCUCUGUACAAAGGGCUGACUCUUUCCUGGCCACACCCCUUGCUCAGGCUCCACCCUCUCCCUCGUGCCCACCUUCUCCCCCUCGGGCCAUACCUCUUCCGCAGGAUUUUCCCUUAAACACAUCGCCUUCACAGGAUUCACCCCCGUCUUUAGCCACGCCUCCUCACCAGGCUCCUCCCCCAACGCGCUCUGUUUUAGCCACACCCCCUCUCCAGGCCCCUCCCAUUCCCUCAGACCCACCCUCUCACUUAUUCCCACUUUCUCCUCCCUUGCCCACAACUCCACUUCAAGCCUUUCCAUUUCCUUUGGCCUCACCCCCUCCUCAAGCUCCUCCCUUUCCUCCGGCCUCACCCACUCUACAGGCCCUCCCCUCUCCCGUAGCCACACACUCUCAACAAGCCCCAUUCUUUCAUUUGGUCCCGCCUUCCCCACCCUUGGCCAAACCCUCUCUUCAGGCUCCUCCUUUUCAUUUGGCCACGCCUUCUCAGGAGCCGUCUUUGGAUAUAUGCCCUUUGCAGCCCUCUCCUGUUCCUUUGGUCUUGCCCCCUCCUCCCUCUCCUCUAGCCACGCCUCCUCUUCAUGCUCCUCCCUCCCUCCUGGAAACACCCCUUGUUCAGGCUCCCUCCCCUUCAUCCACCUCCCUUCCCCAAGCUACUUUCUCUCCCCUGGACACACCCCUUGUACAGGCUCCUCCCUCUCCCCAACCCAUACUCCUUGUACAAGCUUCUCCCUCUUCCCUGCCCAUCCCCUUUGUGCCACCCUCUCCCUCUCCCCUGCCCACAGCCCCAGUGCUGGCCCAGUCCCACUUGCAGACUCCGCCUCCUGGGGAGCUGCCCCUUCCUGAGUCUGUCUUGUCCUUGGGAGCCCUGGGUGGGGAGCUGUCCAGAAGCCCUUCUAGUACUCUGAGUGGCCCAGACCUUGCUGGACACAGCAGCAGUGCCACAAGUACUCCCGAGGAACUUCGCGCCUACGACAGUGGCCCUGAGAUAGGGGCUCCAGCUUCGCCUCCGCCUGAUCCUGACCUUGAACUUGCUGCCUGCCAUCCCGCUGUCUGGAGCCGGCCGGGGGUCCCCACCCGGAGCCCCUGUACCACCUCCCCUCGACUUAGCCAUGGGGUCCCAGGCGAACCACUGCCCUGGUCCCCUUUGGCCGGGCCCCCUGAUGGCCUGUCCACUAUCUAUGAGGCAGAGGCCUCGGAAACAGCAUUUGGACCAGCAAGCAGGGAGGUACGGGAUCAGGAGGAAGAGGAUGAGCAGACAGUGGAGAAGAUGCCCCCAGCCCCUCGUGGUCCCAAGCCAGCUCGAGUGGGUGAGCUGCAGCUGGGAGCAUUGCAGGCCAGUGUAGUGCAGCAGUUGCUGAGCCGGACACUGCUGCUGGCUGCAGAGGGCCCCGGGGGAGCCAGGCAGGGCCCUGGGGGUGGCCGCCCGGCUCUGAGUGAUGCUGAGCUGGGCCGCUGGGCUGAACUGCUCUCCCCUCUGGAUGAGUCCCGGGCAAGCAUCACCUCUGUCACUAGCUUCUCCCCAGAUGAUGUUGCCUCACCACAGGGAGACUGGACUGUAGUGGAGGUGGAGACCUUCCACUGA